GUUUUAAUGGGAUUUCUCAGGCAUAUUAGGUUUCUUAACAUACGUUCAACAUAUUGAGGAUUUUCAUCGGAUUAAAUAUUUCUUGUCAACUACGGAUUAACUACAUUGCAAUGACAAACAAAAAUAUUUUGGUCGAUGCUUUACACAGCUUGGCACAUUAUCGCAUUUGCAACAGCAUUUGCAUUGGAUUAUUUUUACAUUUUAUUGCGGCAGUCGCCGGAUUGCAGCCAGAUACGGCCGCCUCGCUCAGUCCGUGUACUCCAAAAUCACUUCCGGCCGCCGGAAAGAUAGGGAAAUGUGUCAGUGUGGAGAGCAUGGAUGAGCAUUGCUCUAAAGGAGAGCUCAGUGCGUCUCUGGACUGCUCUAACGACGCUUGGUGUUGUUUCGAUCCUAAGACUGUGAUGAAAUCCCUCACCAAACCAAAGCAGUCGACCGUCCAUUCGAACACGUCCUGUGUGCCGACCGCUGGCGACACUCUUGGUCCUUACUACGUCAACGGCGCGCCGGUGUACACGCCAACCGGACACCAGACGGUCAUGCUGUGUCCCAAUGGAUUUCGCGAUGACCGCGUGCUGCUCAGCGGCUAUGUUCGCUUCCGGUCCGAUAAUGUAUCGUGUGGCGUCGGGAAACGAGCGCUGGUAGAUUUGUGGAUGUCCAAUCAGACUGGAUGGUACAGCAUCGUACCGCCUUCCCUCCAAAUCCCAACUCCAACUGCCUUCCAGAGUGCCGGUCCGUUUACGAUGGCUACCAAUGCGACAUCCGCCAACGAUCCAGACUGGUUUUGCCGUCUUAAAAUCAUCACCGGCGAUGAUGGCUAUUAUUCCAUAUCCACGGUUAUUCCCGGGCGCUACAAGCUUUUUGCAGGCUGGCGACCGGCCCACGUCCAUUUCCGUAUUUUCCAGCUGGAUCAGUACAACAAACCUGUUGGAAAGGACUUGAUUACACAAGUGUAUUUCAAUUACGAUAUAUUCCGGCCAACGGAUGCAUGCUCAAGGUGUAACGCCAUGGAUCCAACGAUAACCGUGACAUAUGCAAACACCAACGAUUUCAAAACAUUCGAAGGAAAAAUGGACUUUUUGAUAAAUGUUUAAAAUGCUGCCUAUUUACAGUAUAAUAAGCAGCUUCUUUCUUGCGCGUACAAUCGUACUUGUCAUGUUUUAUUACUUUUUAU
Messenger RNA from Paramacrobiotus metropolitanus, 1171 nucleotides. RefSeq lists its product as uncharacterized. Gene Ontology annotation, molecular function: oxidoreductase activity, acting on single donors with incorporation of molecular oxygen, incorporation of two atoms of oxygen; ferric iron binding. Lineage: Eukaryota; Metazoa; Tardigrada; Eutardigrada; Parachela; Macrobiotidae. The record is from RefSeq and is a predicted model, not a curated record. The transcript has 6 exons. Bases 111 to 1091 code for a protein of 326 amino acids.